Molecule: messenger RNA, 1022 nt
Organism: Paramecium primaurelia
Lineage: Eukaryota; Ciliophora; Oligohymenophorea; Peniculida; Parameciidae
Source: the annotation of a GenBank genome assembly
AUGAAUUUUAUUGAUUAAGAUGAUUGUAAUAUACCUUUCGAUUAUGAGGAUGAUUUGAUUUUUCCACCAUGUUAUGAAAAUAUAGAAACACCUGAACAUAGCAAAUCUACAGAUUUAGAAUAAAAGUUCAAAAACGAUAGAAAAGAAAGAAUUUAAAAAAAAAGAAUUGAAAAAAAACACAAAACAAAAUCUGAAUCAAAUAAUAAUCUUUCAAAAGAAGAGUUAAGAAAAUUAAGAAAUAGAAAUUCAGCUUAAUAAUCAAGAGAUAGAAAAAAAUAAUAAUUUGAUUCUUUAAUCUUAGAGAACCAAAAUUAUUAGAUGCUACUUAAAUAAAAAGAAGAUUAAAUUUAAUUAUUAAUGGAAGAGAAUAAUUAAUAAAGAUUAAAAAUAUAAUAUUUAGAAGAGUUAAAGUAUAUAUUAAUAAAAUUUUGAUUAGUUAAAAUUAGAAAUGUAUGAAUUGUGCUUAAGAAGCAAGUCAUGAGAUGAUAAGAGUAAAUGUCAUUACUAAAUAAAAGAUGAUGAAUUAUGGUUUAUUAUCUUUAUUGGCAAUCACUUGUAUAUUGUCUAUUGUAAAUAAUGAUUAUGAAUUUUCACCAAAACCUAUAUCACUUCAUUAAAUUUCACACUAAAAAUAUGACUUUUUAGCACCAAAACAAUAAUUUUCAAAUUCAACAUAAUUGGCAAUCUAUAAUAAUUUAGCUAUACCAGAACAUUAAUUUAAUAAUUAAACACUCUUUUAUAAUUGUACAGGUAAUGAAAAAGAGUGUUAGACGUUUUUAAACAUCAUAAAGGCUGAAAAUGCUAAUAAUUUAUAUUUUGUAAAUGAUGCCUCAGAUCAAAUACCUGCUACAUAAGACCAUCAUUUCGAUUAAGGAGAAAAUGUCUAUUUAAUCAAAAUAAAAUAAGAUGAUGAAGAUAACUUUAUGAUUUUUAGGGCAAAAUGUUAAAUUACAGAAAGUAACAAGUUAUUGUUCGAAAGGGAUAGUUACGAUUCAUUUAAUAAUAAUAGCUUGUAAUACUGA